UGUGUAGGCCGGUCGUUGGUGCUGCGUAGGGUACGAGCACGGCGGGUGGGGGGUGUUUCCUGUUCUCCCGGCAUCCUCUGCGCGCUCAGUAUUCCUUCCUAUCCCCCUCAUCCUCCUCCUUCUCCCCGCUCGUCCUGUGUCGGUCGGUAAGAUGGCGGCGACAGUGAGUCUGCGACAAGGAGAUCUGGUGUGGGGAAAGCUGGGUCGGUAUCCCCCGUGGCCUGGGAAGAUCGUCAAUCCGCCCAAAGAUUUAAAGAAGCCACGUGGCAAAAAAUGCUUGUUCGUGAAGUUUUUUGGAACUGAAGAUCACGCUUGGAUAAAGGUGGAGCAGCUGAAGCCGUACCAUCCCCACAAGGAAGAGAUGAUCAAAGCCAACAAAGGCAAGCGCUUCCAGCAAGCGGUGGACGCCGUGGAGGAGUACCUCAAGAAAGUAAAGGCAAAACAAGAACAGAAUUCCAGCGAUGACAAAGGCAAAAAGGAAGGCAAAAAAGAGGGCAAAAAGGAAGGCAAAAAAGAAGGCAAAAAAGAGGGCAAAAAAGAGGGCAAAAAGGAAGGCAAAAAAGAAGGUAAAUCUAAGAAGCCAGCCGGAGAAAAGAAGAGGAAGGCCUCAGAUUCUGGCCCUGGUUCAGCUAUAAAAAAAUCCCGCGAACAGAGCCCACGUAAACGCGGAAGACCACCCAAGGAAGAGAAGGGCACCAUAUCUCCCCAGCCAAGCUCCCUGAAGAAGCUGGCAAUGAAGACUGUGUCCCGAUUCAGCUGGCCCCCGCCCACGAGUGAGCGUACUGCGGACGAUCCUCACUUCCGUCACUUCCUGCUCAGCCAGACCGAGAAGGAGGACUCAGCGGGUGACAGCAGUUGGCUUCUACACGGGCACAGGACGCUUGGCACAGAGAUGGUAUUGAAAAAGCCCAGCGUCACAUACCAGGCCAUCAGUAAACGGCUGAAAGUAUCAGAAGAGGACACCGGCUCAACCUCUAUCCAGGCAGCAGACAGCACAGCCAUCAACGGCAACAUCACCCCCACAGACAAGAAGAUCGGAUUUCUCGGUUUGGGCUUAAUGGGCAGCGGCAUAGUAUCAAACCUACUAAAGAAGGGGCACACUGUGACCGUAUGGAACCGGACUGCAGAGAAGGUACAGAACACGUCUGGAGGAAUUUACAGUGAAGUGUGGGAUCAAGAUGAGAACAACAAGCCUGCGAUGGCUGAUAACAGAGAGCAUAUGCAUGACGACCAGCAGUGUGACUUGUUCGUUCAGGAAGGAGCGCAUCUCGGCAGAACACCGGCAGAAGUCGUCUCCACCUGCGACAUCACGUUUGCCUGCGUUGCAGAUCCCAAAGCAGCUAAGGACCUGGUGUUAGGACCCAGUGGGGUACUGCAAGGGAUCCGUCCUGGAAAGUGUUACGUGGACAUGUCUACGGUGGACCCAGAGACUGUGGCUGAAUUAGCACAGGUUAUAGUGUCUCGGGGCGGCCGCUUCCUAGAAGCCCCUGUGGCCGGCAACCAGCAGUUAUCCAAUGAUGGCAUGUUAAUAAUCCUGGCAGCCGGAGACCAAGGCGUCUAUGAAGACUGCAGCAGCUGCUUCCAGGCCAUGGGAAAGACCUCCUUCUUCCUUGGGGAGGUGGGUAAUGCAGCCCGGAUGAUGCUGAUUAUUAACAUGGUCCAGGGCAGCUUCAUGGCCACGAUAGCAGAAGGCAUGACGUUGGCGCAGGUGACCGGUCAGUCCCAACAGACCCUGCUGGACAUCCUGAUCCAGAGCCAGCUAUCCAGUAUUUUCCUGGACCAAAAGUGCCAAAACAUCCUGCAGGGGAACUUCAAACCAGACUUCUAUCUCAAGUACAUCCAGAAGGACCUGAGGCUAGCCAUCGCCCUGGGAGACUCGGUCAACCACCCUACCCCUAUGGCUGCCGCAGCCAAUGAGGUCUACAAAAGAGCGAAAGCAUUGGACCAAUCCGAUAAUGACAUGUCCGCCGUCUACAGGGCCUACAUCCACUAGUUCCUUCAUUUCAUUGUCCAGGAUCCAUCUUUUUCUCCGCCUUGUUUUUAACUCCUCACAGUCCGCCUCUGUGGUUUUUUUUGUUAUUUUUUUCCUUCUUCCAGAUUUAUAUAUUUUUUCUCAUUUUCACCGUUGGCACCAGAGUCUAGUUUUUCGUGAACUGUCGACACGGCUCCUCUCCGGGCAGCGGUGUCGGAUUGGCUCCGGCCCUUGCACUAAUGGCGACAGUUCCUUCACCGUUCUCUCUCCGUAGUGACCUGUUCUUACCAAGUGGAUCCUCCUGGUGCGCAGAACUCUCCCCACCACCCCCCAGUGCAUGCUCAUCUCGAGGACCAUCCACUUCACUGCUGAAGGACAUACGAACGUUGCCCUGUAGACGCGUGUCCUCCAGAUGACUACUUUCUUGGAAGUUGAUUUGCCUACUUGUACAGUGCACAAGAUACUUUUUUUUCUUUUUUUUUUCCCUUUUUGUUAGGAUCCUCCCUAAAUUUCCUUUACCCGUAUCACAUAAGGGUCGGUGGCUCUCUGA
Molecule: messenger RNA, 2522 nt
Organism: Hyla sarda
Lineage: Eukaryota; Metazoa; Chordata; Amphibia; Anura; Hylidae
Gene: GLYR1
Product: glyoxylate reductase 1 homolog
Exons: 19
Coding region: 152-1993 (613 amino acids)
Molecular function (GO): oxidoreductase activity, acting on the CH-OH group of donors, NAD or NADP as acceptor; NAD binding; NADP binding
Source: RefSeq, a predicted model, not a curated record